Metarhizium robertsii ARSEF 23 is the source of this 1875-nucleotide messenger RNA. RefSeq names its product cell wall galactomannoprotein Mp2/allergen F17-like protein. Gene Ontology annotation, cellular component: extracellular region. The coding region runs from base 1 to 1875 and encodes 624 amino acids. The transcript has a single exon. Lineage: Eukaryota; Fungi; Ascomycota; Sordariomycetes; Hypocreales; Clavicipitaceae. The record is from RefSeq and is a predicted model, not a curated record.
AUGAAGUUCGUUGCUGUUGCCUGUCUGGCUACCAGCGUUGCGGCCGGUGUCGUCGACCCUGCUGCUGCUGUGGUUGAACGCGAUAUCAAUGCCAUCACUGAUGUCAUGACCAAAGUUGGCCAAGGGCUUGAAAAGCUCGAUGCUCAGGUCAAGGGAUUUACCACCGAUGCUAAACCAGUUCAGGAUGCUGCAACCGCAGUCAUUCAGACACUGCAGGAAGGGAAGCUUACUGUCGAUGCUCAGGCCGAUCUGACAUUGGGUGACGCUCUCGGCCUUCAGGACCCCGUCAAGGCUAUGAAAGCCAAGGGUGAGACUCUGCUCGCUGAUCUCAAGGCCAAGAAGAACGUAAUUCAGAAUGGCAACUAUUGUGCUCUCGUCCGCGAGCAGGUCAUAAAUAUCAACAUCGGCUCCAACGCCCUCAUUGCCGCCGUGGUCUCUAAGGUUCCUACCAUUGCCCAGCUCAUUGCCAAGAACCUCGCUGCCCCUCUCAUUAAGGUGUUGCAGGAAGCACAGGACGAGUUCAAUGAGAAGAACUGUAUUGAUAAGGGAACACCACCUCAAACAACCACCAAGGCCCAAACCACCGAAACUACGACCAAAGAGCCGCACACAACGACAUCUCAAGAGCCUUGCACCGAGACCGAGACUACCACCAACGCUCAUCAUACUACGACCGAGCCUCAACACAGUACCACCUCUGAAGAGCCUUGCACCGAGACUGGGACCACUGAGAAGCCUCACACCACGAGCAAGCACCAUCACACUACCACUUCCGAGGAGCCCUGCACUGAGACUGAGACGUCAACUCAGGGCCACCACACUACGACCGCUACUAGAGGCGCCACCACUAGCUCUGGUGCUGGCAUUACUUCUACUCCCUCCACCAAGACUGAAAACACGACGGCUCCCGGAAGCACUUCCACGGGCUCUGGUUCAGCUACUGUUUCCGCUCCUUCUACCAGGACGGCAACUACGACAGCGCAUGGAGGCACUACAACGUCACUCGCCAUGACCACCAGCACCGUUUACACUACCAGGACUUACACCAUUUCCAAAUGCCCUCCCGCCGUGACCAACUGCCCCGUUGGUCACACUACUACGGAAGUCAUCCCCGUGUACACCACAGUAUGCCCUGUUACGGAGACUGCUCAACCCCCUAAGCCUACAACUACUGGGGCUCCUAUUAUGACCACUAGCACCGUGUAUACCACCAAGACCUACACGAUUUCUGAAUGCCCUCCCACCGUGACCAACUGCCCUGUCGGUCACACUACCACCGAGGUCAUCCCCGUGUAUACCACUGUUUGCCCCGUUGAGGAAACACAAACACAGACUCUUGUGCCUACCAAGCCUACUGGCGGCCAGAACCCUCCUCCUCCUCCACCUCCACAGGAAACUACAUUCGUGACCAUUCCUGGGAAGCCCCAGCCCACAGGAAGCAACGGUGGAAACCCGCAACCUACAAGCGGUAAUGGCGAGAACCCUCCGCCAACCGGCGGUAAUGGAGGCAAACCUCAACCCACUGGUGGAAAUGGUGAGAAUCCUCAGCCUACGGGAGGCAACAGUCAAAACCCUAAGCCUACUGGCGGUAACGAGAACCCUAAGCCAACCGGUGGUAACGGGGGUCAUCCCCUGCCUACUGGCGGUAAUGGAGGCAACCCCCAGCCAACUGGUGGCAAUGGAAGCAACCCUCAGCCAACUGGUGGUAACGGGGGUAAUCCCCAGCCUACGGGCGGUAAUGGAGGCAACCCUCAGCCUUCCGGAGGCAGCGGCGGAAACCCUCAACCUAGUAACACCCCCGUCACUGCGGGUGCCGCUUUUGUUGGUCCUGCCACUGCCUUUGCCCUUGCAGUUGCUGCACUGGUUGUUGUGUAA